UAGUAGAAUUUUUGUUGCCCGUGUCAUACGUGGCAAAUCUUAUCUAGAAUUUUUAUUACUAGUUACGUCAAACGUCUUUAUGCUUCUGUGGUGUUGAAUAGUAUUGUGCAUUACAUCUUCUGUUGGUCUAGUCCGAAUAUUGUUUUUCAGUCAGCGCCUGAAAAAAAAGAAACCUGGAUUAAGUAAUGCAUGAGAAGAAGAAAAAACUUGAUACGAUGAGAGCUUUAAUUUUAGUCGGUGGCUAUGGGACAAGGUUGCGCCCAUUAACACUAAGUCGCCCCAAACCUCUUGUUGAAUUUGCAAAUAAGCCAAUGCUCCUACAUCAAAUAGAAGCUUUGGUAGAGGCUGGCGUGGCGGAAGUGGUUCUUGCCGUUUCAUACAGAGCCGAACAAAUGGAGAAAGAACUUGGAGAAGAGGCUAAAAAACUUGGAGUUAAUUUGAUAUUUUCACAUGAAUCUGAACCCCUAGGAACUGCUGGACCUCUCGCAUUAGCCAGAGAUAUUUUAAGCGCCAGUGAUGAUCCGUUCUUUGUUCUCAACUCAGACAUAAUCUGUGACUUUCCAUUUAAAGAAUUAGUUGAUUUUCACCGAAAUCACGGCAGAGAGGGAACUAUUAUUGUUACCAAAGUUGAAGAACCAUCAAAGUAUGGUGUUGUUGUUUAUGGGGAAGGUGGAAGAAUAGAUAACUUCAUAGAGAAACCACAGGAAUUUGUGUCUAACAAAAUCAAUGCUGGUAUGUACAUACUGAAUCCUUCAGUUUUGGAUCGGAUAGAACUACGACCAACGAGCAUAGAAAAAGAAGUGUUCCCUGGAAUGGCUCAAGAUGGAGAUUUGUAUGCAAUGGAACUCCAAGGUUUCUGGAUGGACGUCGGACAGCCUAAAGAUUUUCUUACUGGAAUGUGUAUGUACUUAGCAUCCCUGCGGCAAAAAUCACCAGAGAAAUUAUAUUCAGGUCCAGGAACGGUGGGCAAUGUGCUCGUUGAUCCAACAGCAAAAAUUGGAGAAGGCUGCAGGAUUGGUCCGAAUGUUACUGUAGGUCCUGGUGUAACACUGGAGGAUGGCUGUUGUGUAAAAAAAUGCACCUUGCUGAAAGGAGCAAUAGUAAAAGAGCACGCUUGGCUUGAAGGAUGCAUUGUGGGGUGGAGAAGUGUUGUUGGCCGAUGGGUCAGAAUGGAGGGUACAACAGUUUUGGGUGAAGAUGUAAUCGUUAAAGACGAGUUGUACAUCAAUGGCGGCCAGGUGUUGCCACACAAAAGUAUAGCAACAUCAGUUCCGGAACCUCAAAUCAUUAUGUGAUGUUCAUUGGACGAAAAAUUCAUUUUGUAAAUACCGAAUGACUUAUACCUCAUCAAAAUAUUGCAUUGACUUUUUUAAAAACAUUAUGGAAUAUUGCUAUUUGUAUAUCUAUGAUUCUUACUUUUUCUAAAAGUAAAAUAAAAACGAAUGAAACAUCGA
This is a messenger RNA of Athalia rosae (coleseed sawfly), 1454 nucleotides long. It is a transcript of the gene Gmppb, whose product is annotated as mannose-1-phosphate guanyltransferase beta. Gene Ontology annotation, cellular component: cytoplasm. Bases 186 to 1295 code for a protein of 369 amino acids. The transcript has 6 exons. NCBI's taxonomy places the organism in Eukaryota, Metazoa, Arthropoda, Insecta, Hymenoptera, Athaliidae. The record is from RefSeq and is a predicted model, not a curated record. Gene Ontology annotation, biological process: cell wall mannoprotein biosynthetic process; GDP-mannose biosynthetic process. Gene Ontology annotation, molecular function: mannose-1-phosphate guanylyltransferase (GTP) activity; GTP binding.